AUGGGAUUCACAUGCAAUGGUUGUCGCGUGCAAUUCCUCACAAUCGGUGAGCACAAAAGUCACUACCAGUCAGAGUGGCACUGCUACAAUCUCAAACGAAAAGUAGCAGCCCUUCCUCCACUGACCCUUGACGACUUUGAGCAACGAAAAGCUGUGGCAGAUGCAGACAAGGCGAAGUUGGACACAAAGGAGAAAAAGAAAAAUCAUCACAAGGAAAAGAAAGCCAAAAAAUUAAAGAAAAAGGAAGAAGAGAUGGAGACAGAAGAAGUUCUUGAAUCAAAAUGGAAAAAUGGGGACAACCCAAGAUACCGUUGGUUUAUGGAACGUUCUGCGGAGCUCGACGCAGCCGAGGAUGAUGAAGAAUGGGAAGACAUGUCGGACGGGGAUGAUGAAGAUUUUGAAGAAGUCCUCGAAGAAGACGAAAUCACCAAAGAGCCCGUCGUGUGCAUCGAAGAUGGAAAGCACCAGCGCGAAAUUCCAGUCAACGAAUGUCUCUUCUCCGGCCAUAUUUCGAAAAAUAUCGACGCCAAUUUGAAAUACAUGAAUCUUCACUACGGCUUUUUCAUCCCGAUGGCGGAAGAUCUCGAGGACAAAAAAGGGCUGAUGCGAUAUUUGGGAAGAAAGAUCGGCGUUGGCAAUAUUUGUAUGACUUGCAACGAGAAAGGGAAAGCGUUUUACUCGCUUCAAGCUGUUCGGGAUCACAUGAUUAAAAUGGGCCACACGAGUUUGGAAAUGAAUGGAGAAAAGGCGCUGGAGUACUCAGAUUUCUACGAUUUCGAAGAUUCGGACUUGGAAGAAGAGCAGAAUACAGAUGAAAAUGUUGUUGGAGAGUUGGUUUUGGCAGAUGGAAGCGUUAUCGGACACAGAAGCUUGUGGAGAUAUUACAAGCAGAGUUUCGAUCCAAGAAUGGCGCUCGUUCCGAGCAAGAGAGCUAAUCAGAUUAAUAAAUACAGAGCGAUUGGUUGGUAUGGAGAUUGUUCGAAUCAGCAGGCGCAAAUCAACGAGUUCAAGAAAGUCGCCAAGUUCAAACGAAAGAUGAAUCUGCGAAUCGGACUACGAAACAACAUGAACGAUAAUAUGAAGCAUUUCAAGAGACGAGAUGGUUUCUGUAUGUAG
Oikopleura dioica is the source of this 1116-nucleotide messenger RNA. The record is from the annotation of a GenBank genome assembly. Lineage: Eukaryota; Metazoa; Chordata; Appendicularia; Copelata; Oikopleuridae.